Messenger RNA from Triticum urartu, 1369 nucleotides. Its product is annotated as putative cyclin-dependent kinase F-2. The record is from RefSeq and is a predicted model, not a curated record. Gene Ontology annotation, cellular component: nucleus. Gene Ontology annotation, biological process: regulation of mitotic cell cycle; protein phosphorylation. Gene Ontology annotation, molecular function: protein serine/threonine kinase activity; ATP binding. Lineage: Eukaryota; Viridiplantae; Streptophyta; Magnoliopsida; Poales; Poaceae.
CUAGCUUCUAGUUGCCGAUCGAUCAGGCCAUCCAUCUCCACGAGUUUCCUCGCCGCAACAUGGGAUGGUCCACCUCAACGCCGCCGGCCGUGGGCGUGGCUGCCCCAGACGACGCCGUCACGGCCACACCGGCGGCAGCGCGCAAGAGUCAAAAAGCAGCGGCCACCAGCAACGACUCCAACUCCCCAACAGCCAGCCGCUACCACCGGCUCGAGGUGCUCGGCGCGGGAACCUUCGGCGUCGUCUACCGCGCGAGGGACCGCCGCACGGGAGAGAUCGUGGCGAUGAAGUGCCUCCGGACCAACGGCGCUCACGGCCGCGACGUCGGCCGCUACCUCUCCGACUUCGCUAGCGAGGUCAGCGCCCUCGAGGCGUGCAGCGGCCACCCAUCCAUCGUGCAGCCGCGCGCCUCCGGCCACCUCGGCGGCGAGGCCUUCCUCGCCAUGGAGUUUGUGGGGCCGACUCUCAGGCACGUCAUGAAGCAUGUCCGCUUCGGGAGGAGGCACACCGAGCUGGAGGUUCGCCUGCUCAUGAGGCAGCUUCUCGCCGGCGAGAGGAGGAUGAAUCGUCUCGGGUUCAUGCACCGCGACCUCAAGCCGGAGAACGUGCUUGUCGACGGCCGUGGGAACCUCAAGAUCUGCGAUCUGGGAUUGUCGUGUAGUAUGGCCGAUGAGCCGCCCUACUCCAACCCGGUCGGGACGAAGGGAUACCGCGCUCCGGAGCUCCUCCUUGGGUGCACGGAUUAUGACGAGCGUAUCGACUCAUGGGCUCUCGGCGUCAUGAUGGCUGAGCUCCUCGCCGGCAAGCACCCGUUCCAUGGAAGGUCAGACACGGAGCACCUCAGUGAAAUAUUGGACCUUAUUGGCAUGGCUGACAUCAAAGAGUGGUCGGGAUACGAUGGGCGUCGUCUGCCCGGCGGAUGCCAGCCAGGAAGCUUUCUGCGCAACAAAUUCCCCUGUCCCACUGAGACUAGGAUCAAAGGCCCGCCGACAUUAUCAGAGGCUGGUUUCGAGGUCUUGAGCGGCCUCUUGCGAUGCAACCCGGAGAAGAGGCUCACGGCGGAGCAAGCGCUCAAGCAUCGGUGGUUCAAGGAAGCCAACCCGAGAGCUACAAGGAGCUGACUGGUGAAACAGCACAAUCUACAACGGCAUCUGAUUCAUGUGUAUUAGAAAUGCAAACAUUGUAUAUGAAUUGUAUGAAUGAAUGAGGUUUGAGAUAAGCAAGUAGUAGUAGUUUUCGUGUGUAUCACUACCAUACGAAUUGUAAGGCCGAUGGUCCAUUUGUAGUGUGGUUUCUUGCUCUUUGUUGUUGAAGGUACUUUGAUGAUUCCAGGUAUUGAUGCUUGUCGUGUAUGAUAGAUCAAUAAACG